Adineta steineri is the source of this 230-nucleotide messenger RNA. The record is from the annotation of a GenBank genome assembly. NCBI's taxonomy places the organism in Eukaryota, Metazoa, Rotifera, Eurotatoria, Adinetida, Adinetidae.
AUGAAUACAAAAUCAACUAAUGUUGGUUCUACGGAUAAAGCGAUACUUCGUCGAUAUUUGGAAUUACCUCAACCAGACAAUAAAGUUAUGGCUACUUAUAUAUGGAUUGAUGGUACUGGAGAAAAUCUUCGAGCAAAAACUCGAACAGUUGAUAAAGAACCAAAAUCACAUAAAGAUUUAUCAUGGUGGAAUUUUGAUGGAUCAUCAACAGGUCAAGCUGAAGGUUCAAA